AUGUCAACAAGCGCCGUGUCUUCCUCGAUACUCUCCUCACCAACGGCAUCGUCGGCGUCGGACAUCUCACCUGUUGUGUCCUCUGCGACAGCCACUAUUUCAACCACGGAAAGCUCUUCUUCAACCACGUCAAGCUCAGUCAUUGAGUCUAGCCCGACAUCGAGCAUUCCGUUCUGCAGCUCAGUGAGCUCUUACUUUGCAGCAGACGGUUUGGCGGCGGCCACGUCUUUCUGCUCUUCGUUUUUGAAUGUGCCAGUGCAGACGGCGACAGUCACUGCGACGACGUAUGCGGCGACAACCACCGAGACACUCACUGUUAUAUCUGGGACGACCACCCUGACGUCCACUACUGCCAUGGAACCUGAGCCGGCCACCACCACAGCCACCGAAUAUGUGACUUCCAUCAGCAGAGUGACGACCACUGCGACUGUCUCGAGCCCGACCAUCAUCUCCAUCACGUCCUGCGCAGAACCACCAACGACCACCGUCUUCAAGCGGCUGCUCGUCACCUCUCUGCCAGGAGCCCUGGACGACUACAUGCAAGGAGACGAGCUCUCGUCGGCGUGCAGCUGUCUGAGUAUUCCAGUAUCUACGACGACUGUCACGGUGACGACCGCUUUGACCGCUCAAGCCACAUUUACCACAACGAUGCCCGUCAGCGAGACUGCGGUGACAACAACCACACCAUCGCCGACCCGGACAAACACCAUUACAAACACGCUCACCGUCACCCUCGUGAGCGUGGUCACGAGCACCAGCACAGUGUACACGUCGACCUCAUACACCCUCGCUGUGCCGACAUUCCGCAUUACCGCACACUACGUCCCCGACGCCGACGGCAGCAUCCCGCGGUCCGACCAGUCCAUCUACGUCAACUACGACCGCGUGCCGCAGCUCUAUGGCCUGCGAGUAAACCCCGACGAUCUUGCUUACCAGUACCGCUUGAGCAGUCCGGGCGAGACGGACUCGCUUGGCCGGCCCGUGACCGCGGGCACCUUGAUCACCGACAUCGGCGGCGCCCCCAAGUACGGGUAUUCGAGCAAUAACGGCCUCCGCACGUAUCCGUACUUCGGGGACACUGUCAGCUACUACACGCCCCUGACGUGCUCGCUCAUCUUUGCGGACCCGGCCGCGGGGUUCGACGGCACGUGUCCGCUCCAGUGUCAAGGGUGGGCCGGAUCCGUGAGCUUCGCGGCGGCGCGGUACGUUGGCGGCAUGUACGCCUGGAACUUGGCGACUUCUGGUAACGCAAAGGCUAACGGAUACAUUUUUAUCCCUCACGCCGUCGGCUCUGCCUGA
This is a messenger RNA of Microdochium trichocladiopsis, 1299 nucleotides long. RefSeq lists its product as uncharacterized. The record is from RefSeq and is a predicted model, not a curated record. The transcript has 3 exons. NCBI's taxonomy places the organism in Eukaryota, Fungi, Ascomycota, Sordariomycetes, Xylariales, Microdochiaceae. The coding region runs from base 1 to 1299 and encodes 432 amino acids.